Pseudogymnoascus destructans is the source of this 1158-nucleotide messenger RNA. RefSeq lists its product as uncharacterized. The transcript is spliced from 2 exons. NCBI's taxonomy places the organism in Eukaryota, Fungi, Ascomycota, Leotiomycetes, Thelebolales, Thelebolaceae. The record is from RefSeq and is a predicted model, not a curated record. The coding region runs from base 6 to 1118 and encodes 370 amino acids.
AUUCAAUGCGUCUCGAGUUUUUAUUUUUGGUCGGCGACGAUAACGGCCUUAUAUCUGGGGCUGCAACAAAAAUCCAACUACCAAAAUGUUCUAUGCGCCCAAUGGUACCGGGUACAGUAAAACCGGGGAAAAGGUUCGGCCAUCAUGCCGAACCUCGGCAUCGGAUUGUUCCUCCAUUGGCGACCUUGCUGGCUAAGGUUUUGGAGAAUCGUCGCGAUGCCCACUUCCAAAAAGACAUCUUAACUAUGUCAGAAGAAGCACAUCAUUUAGUAGAGCUUGCUCUAGGCACUGUGGAAGCACUCAUGGCUCCGAAGAAACAGCCAAAAGUUAUCUUGUUCGACAUCGGAGGCGUCUGUGUCGUUUCUCCGUUCCAGGAAAUCUUAAACUAUGAAUUAAGGAACGGCAUCCCCCCAGGAUGGGUAAACCACUCGCUCUCAAAGACCGCUCCUAACGGAGCAUGGCACAAGCUGGAACGUGGAGAAAUCAAAUGCGAUGAGGACUUCUUCGCAGGCUUCAACCAUGACUUACGUGACCCCCUCCGCUGGAAGUCCUUCUACACGCAGGCCAUGCAGAAGCAAGGCGUCACAGUCACCGCCAUCCCGCCAUUGCCUCAGGUCGAUGGAGAGUGGAUGUUCUGGGAGAUGAUGCGCAUCUCCAGGGCACCGGACCCAUGGAUGUGGCCAGCAUUGCAGAAGCUCAAGGCCAGCGGCAAAUACAUCAUUGCUGCCCUGAGCAACACCAUGAUCUUCCCUGAGGGGCACGAGUUUAACGACGCGAAUGAGGUCCGUGACAUCUUUGAUAUAUUUAUCUCCUCUGCACACGUCGGACUGCGCAAGCCGGACCCAGCUAUCUAUAAUAUGGCACUUAGUGUCGUCAACGAGUAUGCCCAGAAGAACGCCUCAACGCAGGGCAAGAUCAAGGCAGAAGACAUUGUGUUUUUGGAUGACAUUGGAGAGAACCUCAAGGCGGCGAAGAAGGUCGGGUUUGGGACCAUCAAGGUGCAGCUGGGGCAGGCGUAUGAUGCUGUUGCUGAGCUGGAGAAGUUGACUGGACUUGACCUGGCAGGAGACCACCCGAAGGUAUCGAGUGCACCGAAGAUGUCAAAGGCAAAGUUGUAGAUAAAAUACCCAUUUAUAAACAAUCCAGAACACUUACCUA